Molecule: messenger RNA, 3108 nt
Organism: Rhododendron vialii
Lineage: Eukaryota; Viridiplantae; Streptophyta; Magnoliopsida; Ericales; Ericaceae
Product: disease resistance protein RPM1-like
Exons: 1
Coding region: 572-2779 (735 amino acids)
Biological process (GO): defense response to other organism
Molecular function (GO): ADP binding
Source: RefSeq, a predicted model, not a curated record
UGUGCUCGGACUUCUAUCCACCUUCGAACCCUAUCUCCGAGAAGAGUUGAACUUGUUGAGCGGAGUACGGGAAGACAUUGAAUACAUAAGAGCCGAAUUCGAGCGCAUGACACAUUUCCUCAGAGUUGCUGAUGCUAUAGAAGAUAGAGACCCGAAAAUCAAAGUAUGGGUGAAGCAAGUUCGAGAAGCUGCAUAUGACACUGCAGAUGCUCUUGAAAUGUACUUGCUUUGCCUCAGACAUCAUCAUAGCAUUGGAUUCCAAGGGUUUGUCCGUAAGGUUUCUUUCUUUGUUAAGACUUUAAAAGCUCGCCACCAAAUUGCUUCUGAAGUAAAAGGAAUCAAGUCCAGAAUCAUCAAUAUUUCUGAGGGACAUCAGUGAUAUAGGGACAUAUAUGGCAAAAUAGAGCAAGCCUCAAGCUCUACUCAUUUAGACAUAGCAUGGUAUGAUUGUCGUGGUGAUGCCCUUCUACUCCAAGAUGCUGACCUUGUGGGCAUUGACAAGCCCAAAUCACACUUGAUUAAGUGGCUAGUGGAUGAGGAUCCUCGACUAAAGGUGCUUUCUGUAGCAGGAAUGGGCGGAUUGGGCAAAACCACCCUUACAAAAAAAGUAUAUGACAACACAACAGUGAAGAGGCACUUCCAGAACCAUGCUUGGAUAACUGUUUCUGAAUCAUUCAAGGUUGAAGAGCUUUUAAAAGACAUGAUUCGAGUUCUCUUUGAAGAUGUUAGGCAACCACUCCCACGACGAAUGGACAAUAUGGAUCCAAACAGCUUGAAAGGUACAAUUAAUGCAUUUUUGCAGCAAAAGAGGUAUGUGCUUGUUUUGGAUGAUGUAUGGGGAAUUCACGCAUGGCAAGUUUUAAGAAUCAUACUUCCUGAAUGCAAUUGUGGCAGUCGAGUAAUUUUGACAACAAGAAAUGUAGAUUUAGCUUCUUUUGCUAGUGAAGAAUAUCAUGGCAUGGUGUAUAAUCUCAAGCCCUUGCCUCUCAGAGAGUCAUGGGCCCUGUUUUGCUCAAAGACAUUCAAGGAGAAUUCUUGUCCUUCAUAUUUGGAAGAUUUGUCAAAAGACAUCUUGAAAAAAUGUGAGGGGUUACCACUUGCAAUAGUAGCAAUUAGUGGUCUGUUAUCAACAAAACAUAAGAGUUUGAAUGAGUGGGAGAGGAUUUACCGUGGCCUUGGUGCAGAACUAGAAGGAAAUGACAAACUCAUGAGCAUGACUAAGAUAUUGUCCCUUAGUUACUUUGAUUUGCCUUACUAUCUCAAGUUAUGUUUUUUGUACUUAAGUAUUUUUCCAGAAGAUUGUCUCAUUGAUUACUGGAGAUUAAUUCGGUUGUGGGCAGCGGAAGGAUUUAUAGAAGUGAAAGAAGGAAUGACAAGAGAAGAAGUUGCUGAGGGCUACCUCAAUGAGCUAAUUAACAGAAGUUUAGUUCAAGUGGUAGAGGUGAGGAGGGACGGGAAAAGGUUCAAUGCUUAUCGAAUCCAUGACCUUUGGCGUGAAAUGAUAAUUGCGAAGUCAAGAGAGCAAAACAUUGUCAUAAUAACAAGUGCAAGAAGCCGAGCAUGGCCUGAGAAAUUGCGACGCCUCUCGGUCCACCACAAAUUGGAAGAUAUUCAACAAAGCAUUUGUUUCACUCGCCUUCGUUCUUUGCUCGUGUUCAGCGCAACAGAUUCGUUGUCCAUGUUGUCAAAGGUUGCAUCCUUAGGCAAAGGUGUAAGGCUACUAACUGUGUUAGACUUGAGAGGAGCACAAUUAGAAACAUUCCCGCAUGAAGUUGUGAAACUCCUUAAUCUUACUUAUUUAAGUUUGAGGGGGACAAAUGUAAAAGUGAUCCCGAAAGCGAUUGGAAAGCUCAAGAAGCUAGAAACGUUGGAUCUGAAAGGUACGAAUGUCAUUGAGUUGCCUGAUGAUAUCUUGAAGCUCCAACAUCUUCGCCAUCUCUUGUUGUAUCGCUACAACGAUGCCCAUUGUUAUUCACCAUUUCAUGGUACAAUUGGCUUCAAAGCCCCGGCGGGAAUAGGAAGUUUGUUGUACUUGCAGAAACUAUGUGCUGUUGAAGCAAACCAAGGGAGUAAUAGUGGCAUUGUGCUAAGAGAGGUGGGGAAGCUAACUGAACUUAGGAGAUUGUUCAUUUUAAGGCUACAGAAGGAAGAUGGGACGGUGCUAUGUUCAUCCCUUGAGAAGCUAAACAACCUUCGCUCGUUGUGCGUUGUGGCAAUAGAAGAAGAUGAGAUCAUUGAUCUAGAUUCUUUGUCUUUGCCGCCUCGACUUCUUCAAACACUCUAUCUAAGAGGACGUUUGGAUAAGAUACCGCACUGGAUACCAUCUCUUCAUAACUUGAAAAGGUUAGGGUUAGGGUGGAGUAAGUUAAAAGAUGUUGUUCCACUGCAAUCUGUUCAAGAUUUGCCCAAUUUGCUUGACCUUGAACUUGGUUCUGCGUAUGAAGGAGAUGAAUUACUUUUCAAGGCUGGUUGGUUUCAGAAGCUUAAAUAUUUGCGGUUGGUUCACUUUGUAAGAUUGAAAUGGGUGAGAGUGGAGUCUAGCUCGAUGCCUCUUCUUGAAGAGCUAGUUCUCCAAGACUGUAAAUUGAUGAUGGAGUUGCCCUCGGGUGUUGAACAUCUGGCCAACCUUAAAUAUCUUAACUUGAGUGAUAUGUGUGAAACAUUCAUUUCGAGCUUGAAUAAAGACUUACAAGGUGGGGACUAUUGGAAAAUUGCACAUGUCCUUGAGGUUUGGAUUUGGGACUCAAAAUCUGGUUUUUGGACUGGUGGUUAUCUAUAAUAAGGUUGACAGCUUGUGCAGCGACAUACAUACUAUUAAGAAGUCUUUUCUACUCAAUAAAGAGCUUAUCAAAGUUGAAAAUUUCUAGCUGAGGGGAGAAAGUGAACUUUGAGAAUUAUGAACAUGUAGCUCUCCUCGGUUGUAUUGAGGUGAGGUAUUAUCUUCUUGCAAUACACCUGAAACCAGCUUCCACAAUCUUAUAAACAUAAAUUUGCUUUGUGAAAUCGUAGAUAAAUAACACAUGCUGCAAAUUGUGAAAUGUUCACCUUAUAGGGAAAGACAAUUGAAAUGCAUCACUAGUAUACAUAUAAUGAACUAAUUAAUUUUUA